AGACGACCUACGAUUCAACCAGUAUAUUUUCUAUAUUUAUAAUACUUUGUGUACAAAAAUAAAUCCGUACAAUAGUAUUGAUUCUAAUUUAUACGCCAUUGUAACAGGCCAUUAUACGUAUACAGGUAAUAGAAGGAACUUGCGGAAAUAAAUGUAACGAAAUGCAAAGAAAAGAACCGAGGUAAUAUCUAUUUUUGUCGAAUAAAAUUAAACAUAAAUAAAUUAAACAUGAAGUUUUAUGCGAGUACAGACUUCGUAGCACGAUCAAAAAAUUGAUAAUUGUGAUAACGCUUUUUAUACAAAUAUAAUCUUACGUUCAGUUUCCCUUUCGUCAACAUUUAUUCUUCUUUUCAGUUAGGCAACUUGAAUAUUUGUUAUUUUUCUUGAUAUUUUAUCCUACGGGAUAACGUGAUUAAUCGAAAGUUAAUCGGAGUCCAGUGUCAAUUAUUUUCAAAAACAUUUCAAAAACAUUUCAAGAACAUCGCGUAAAACAUCGUCUUGUUGCGCAAAAUAACGUCUGUCGAAUCUCUGAUAUCUUCACGUUUCUUAGAUUUUACGAUAUACGUGGACGUAAAUUAUUAAAAUUCUAUCGCAGAAUUGAAUGUUACUCUUAAAUAACUUUAGCGAAAGUACAGGUUUUGCGAGUUUACUCGGAAACAUAUAAAAAAGAUGAAUAGUACGCUAAAAGAAGUGAUAUUAGAGAAAUGUCGGAAGAAGGUUAUUUCUCUGGAAUCGUAUAGCGAGAACGAAGGAGAAGUGGAAGAGAUGGAAGAAAAAGAAAGCGAAAUAGUAGAGGAAUUACCUUUCGAAGAUAUUCUCGCUGACAAACGUCGUAAAUAUAGCGCUAAAGAAGAAUUCAUUUUUCUUCUUUAUAAUGACACUUUGCAGUAUUUUGUGAAAGAGUAAUCGUUUUCAUUUUCGUUCUCGUUUAAAUUUUUACUGAAAUUUUGAUAUUUCUAUCAACUCUCUUUGAUACCUUUAUGAACUGUUACGAUUCAAAGUUCCAUAUACGGACGAUUUUCCCUGUUUAUUACGUUUAACAGCCGAGUAAAAUACGCGUUAAAAAUGUCAAUUACUCGAUGUUUGUUAUUUAACAUUCAUUGUUUAAUAUAGGUGGGAUGGCACGUAUUUAAGAAAAAAGCCUACGAAGAUAUUGGUCGAUGAUUCGAGAAAUUCGUCCAACGAUGACGAAGAUAUAGGUGAAAGACAAGAUUACGAAGAUGUAAAUGAAUCGAAAGAAAGCGACAAUAAUUCCGAAGAAUUUAAUAACGAUACAAAUAAAUCAAGUUUCGUUUCGUCUUGGAAAUUAUCACUGCCCGAUGAAUUUGCAAAUAUAAGAUUUAUUAGUAACAAUACGUACAGCGGUCGUAUUAGUAGAAAAAUGAUGGAGGGUGAAGGCGUAUACAAAUGGUCUAACGGUGCUCGGUAUAAAGGAGAAUUCGAACAGAAUGUUAUGCAUGGCAAAGGUCUAUUAGAAUGGAACAAUGUUUGCUGGUACGAAGGUGAUUUUACGAACGGCUACCGACAUGGUAGAGGAAUUAUGGUGGAUGGAGAAAAUCGUUACAUGUAUACCGGUCAAUGGCAUAUGGGUCAAAGACAUGGGAAAGGUUAUUCCCGUUACUCUGACAAUGGUUCAUACGACGGUGAUUGGGUAAUGAACAAAAUGAACGGGAUUGGAUUACGAAUUUAUCCAAGCGGUGGCCGUUACGUGGGUCAAUGGAAGAACGGAGUUCGUGAUGGUAUCGGAACCAUGGUUUGGCCCAAUGGGAGUCUCUAUCGUGGGGAAUGGAAAUGCGGUGCAAUGCACGGCUAUGGAGAGUACGUAUGGAAUGGAUUUUUUAAUAAAACGUUUGCUUGGCCGCAAGAAGCAUCGUACGUGGGUUACUGGCGUCGCGGAAUGCGUCAUGGCAAGGGGGAGAUAAAGCUGAAUUCCGUCGGUGGAGCUAAGUAUUCUGGUUAUUGGAAGGAUAAUAAAAAGCAUGGUUACGGAGUUAUAAUUGGAAGUAACGGGCACAAAUUUGAGGCUAAUCCAUUAUUUUCAAAUGAUAUUUUGUGUGCGCCGAACGUUGUAGCCGAUAAUUUAGAAACUGAAACGAAAACGAAGGAUGAAGGAGAAUGCAUGCGGACAGCUAAAGAAAUAAAAACAGCAUUUGCCGAGAAACCUGGUCAAUUGGUAGAAACUUGGUCAACACCUAUUCUGAAGCCAGAACAGUUCCUAUGUUUAUCUUACUAUAUAACUCGUCUACUGGAUCCAAAAAAUAUGGAGCCAUCUGUCGUAUUUUCGCCUCCAUCUGGAAAAUGCUACAGUUGUGAAAGAGAAUCUUGUUCUUGUUUGCCACAUCCACUUUCCAUAGAUACGAUUACAAGUGAACGAAACGACAUCACGCAGACACAUGCGCCCGAAUCCUACACCGAGAAUAUGAUAGAAUCUGUCUGGAAAUAUGAAGAAUGCUGGACAUAUAAUUGUUUGACGUUUCACAUGCAUCGUUUACGUGAAAUUUACAACGAUUAUGCUACGUUAUUUGCCAAGUCGGCGCCAAAAUGCAAUCUGGCGAUGAGUAGAUUAUGUUUAUGGCAAUUAUGGAGAGAUUGUGGUAUUCAUAAGAAAGGACUUAGCCUCACUGAAAUCGAUAGUUACAUUGCGAAAAAUGAAACCACGAUGGUGAAAGAUCCUCUUCAUCCGUUCGAAAAGAUUGAAAUCUGGCAAUUUUUACACGCCUUGUUAGAAGUUUCCUGGCACUUAUAUACUAAACACAACGACGAUAAAGUCGAGGAAAUGAACGGAAAAAUCGCUGGUGGUUUGCACAAAUUUUUAAAAAACUAUAUAUAUCCUCAUGCUGGAAAUCAUGUUGGUAGUCUGUGCCGUGAAAAUCAAGAUUUGCUACCUAUAUACUGCGUCUUUGAAUUGUACCAACAGAUUGGCUAUCCAGUUUCUGCAAAAGAUCUCCUUCGUGCGACGUGCGUUUUAAAACACAGGGCAGAUCCAAUGCUUUCUUCGACUACUGCCGAAGCUGUGGAAAAUUUUCCGGAUGGAAUUAAUUCUGUGACGAUAGGCGAAAAAGUCAGCUACUUACUGAAACUUGACGAAAUCUUUUCGUCACCCGAUCGUACGAUUAAUAUAUCAAGAAGAAAUGCAAAUAAUUUAUGUAGCAAUAACGGAUUGUUGGUCUUUACACAACUAGGGACUAGAAAAAUGAUAGAAAUUAUGAUGCUAAUAUGUCCUGGAAUAAAAGAUGCAAGUAGUGGUGUAAUUAUAAACAUGGAUUAUAAGGUAUAUUAUCGUAAUUCAAAUUUUUAUAUAUUUGAUACAAAUGAAAUUCAAUAAACCUUUUUAAAGAUAAUCUGUUGAUAGAACGAUCUGGUUGUUAUUUGAUUAUACUUGAUUUGCUUCGGUGUCUCUUCAGUUUUUAACAUCAUAAUAUUUAAACGACGUUGUUAUGCUAUUAUAUUACUAUUAUCAGAUUUUGACGCACCGGUUUACAUAUAUAAACACAAAUUCUUAGUGAAACGCGUUAUAUGAAACAAAUGAAAGAUAUGGCAGCAGUCAGGUCGUCUCUAUACAUAAUUACUUGCGAUUAGUCUUGUAUGUUGCUCGCACGUAAAAUUGCAUAAUGUCGAUAACUACGAAUAUCGCUCGACAUAGAUAACUUUAUUAAUGGUUAUGAUUGUUAUCACUAUUAUUAUUAUGCAAUUUUUAUUUUAUUCGUACUACGUGAUACGUAUUAAAAAGAUUAUAAAACUGAAAUUGAAAGUAGGUAAAUUAACAAACAAUAUGAACAGUAAUAUAAAAUGCAAAUUAUGUCAGACUGGGUUUCAUCGAUUAUUUAAGUAUCAAGUACAUAAUUAUAGAAUUAUCAUCGAUUAUAUAUAUAAAAAGCAUAAAACAUUAUAAGUAGCAUAGAUUGAAAUGCGUUUAUUACAUCAAUAUAUAUGAAUAUCAUAAACCAAUAUUGAAUAUCAUAUUUAAUUUAAUUUAACAUGUGACUAAUAUUUUAAUCAAUGGUUAUUUACAGAUAUUACAAAAAUUGCAUCUUCCCUAACUUAAUUAUCUCUCGCUUAAAUGCAUAAUAUAUUUUACAGACACAUCGUAUACGGUAUUUUUUUUAUGGCAUAAUUUACAGUAUAGAAAUUUAAUGUUACAGCUGACAUUUCUCGAAUUUUAUGAAAUAAUACUAGAGGCAGCAAAGGAGUUACUUUCUUUAAGAAAGAAGACUCUGAGAAUGUUGCAUACAAAGAACAUCGAGGAGGAAACCCUAUCGUUAAAAGCCAAUAAUUUACUAAAAAGAGACGGUUCUAGAAUUAGCGAACUGUCUCCGAUCAAGAUUUCAAGAACAAAGAAAGAACCCUAAUAUAAUUCGAUAAAGUAAUAGUACAAAAA
This is a messenger RNA of Bombus huntii, 4378 nucleotides long. Its product is annotated as radial spoke head 10 homolog B-like. Lineage: Eukaryota; Metazoa; Arthropoda; Insecta; Hymenoptera; Apidae. The record is from RefSeq and is a predicted model, not a curated record. The transcript is spliced from 12 exons. The coding region runs from base 1382 to 3325 and encodes 647 amino acids.